This is a messenger RNA of Sinocyclocheilus grahami, 1158 nucleotides long. Its product is annotated as aprataxin. Bases 232 to 1158 code for a protein of 308 amino acids. Gene Ontology annotation, cellular component: nucleus. Lineage: Eukaryota; Metazoa; Chordata; Actinopteri; Cypriniformes; Cyprinidae. The transcript is spliced from 9 exons. Gene Ontology annotation, biological process: single strand break repair. The record is from RefSeq and is a predicted model, not a curated record. Gene Ontology annotation, molecular function: DNA 5'-adenosine monophosphate hydrolase activity; single-stranded DNA binding; double-stranded RNA binding.
UUAUUUAUUUAUUUUUUAUUUCUUCCACUCCUUUGAUGUCAGUCUAAUGCCCACACUCCAGUCUAGUAGGUGGCGGUAAUGCACCUUUGAGAUGAGUUGCCAACCGCCAUUAAACCUGAAAGAAGAAGAAGAAGAAGAUCGUGCGUCACGUGCUGCAGUGUUGUUCAGCUCCCAGUGGUUUGUUUUCAUCUGCAACACUUUCUGUUCUAGAUAUAUUACACCAGCGGGGAGAUGUCUGUGUGCUCAUUAGUAAGUGAAGAUGAUUCACACAAACCCAUCCAGCUUCAUCACCAACACUCCGUGACUCUGGGCCGAGGGCCAGAAACUAAGAUAAAAGACAAAAAGUGCUCAAGAGAACAAGUUGAAUUGAGAGCUGAUUGCAACAGGGGAUUUAUCACUGUUAAACAGUUGGGCGUCAAUCCUACAAAUGUGGACGAUGUGGUUGUGGGCAAAGGCAAUCGGGUGACCGUAAAGCCAGGCCAGAGACUUUACAUGGUCAAUCAGCAGUAUCCUUACAGAGUGAGGUUCACUGAGGACACAUCCACACCCAGAUCUGCCGCAGAGUUGAGCAAACCUUCAAAAAGAGCCCAUCGGAUGAGCUCUGAGGGGAACGCAGAGAAGAUCAAGAGCCCUGCAAACACAGCAUCAGACCAUCACAGAAUGUCAGACGAUUCGCCUCCACCAAAAAAGAUACCAUCAUCUGGAUCUGAUAAAUCUGAAUCUGCUGGCCAUUGGAGCCAAGGGCUUAAAGUGUCAAUGCAGGACCCCAAGAUGCAGGUGUAUAAAGAUGACAGGGUUGUGGUCAUCAAGGACAAGUACCCAAAGGCGCGGUACCAUUGGCUGGUGCUGCCGUGGGACUCGAUCUCCAGUCUGAAGGCUCUGCGCUUGGAGCACGUGGAGCUACUCAAACACAUGCAGCGUGUGGGAGAUCAGAUGCUGCAGCAGUGCCCUGACGCUCACAAACUGCGCUUCCGUCUGGGAUAUCACGCCAUCCCCAGCAUGAGUCACGUCCACCUGCACGUAAUCAGCCAAGACUUUGACUCACCGUGUUUGAAGAACAAGAAACACUGGAAUUCCUUCACUACUGACUAUUUUGUGGAGUCUCAAGAUGUCAUUGCGAUGCUGGAGCAUGAUGGGAAAGUGAUUCCAAAAGUCUAA